Tuber aestivum (summer truffle) is the source of this 6913-nucleotide messenger RNA. Lineage: Eukaryota; Fungi; Ascomycota; Pezizomycetes; Pezizales; Tuberaceae. The record is from the annotation of a GenBank genome assembly.
GAAAACCAUUCUCCCAUUCUUACGCAACACUGGAUUGUAUCAGACAAAUUGCACUGGCUCAGCAACUUAACUCCCCUUUGCAGUAGGUGUGACCAAUCGGGUCGUUUACUGCUUCUUUGAAUAGUUAAUCUUUUACAUACUAUUGUUGGAGGUAAGUGAUCUGUUGCGGUAGCAACUAGCUUUCAUAUCUUGGGUGCCUUUCAGUCCGAGCUCGACAACAAAGCUUGUUGAUAUAUUUUUGCUCCCCGGGACGUCAACACAGAGAACUAUCAUCACUAACUGUGACACCCAUAGGUUUUUUUUUUUGAGAUCGUUCUUUGCCCGUCAUGUCGGGGCCCCAACAACCGUACGAUGACCAUCAGGGUCAUCAGUAUGGAGGUCAAACCGAUUCAUACUACCAGGAUGAAUACCAUCAAGGACAGGGAGGCCAUUACGACCAGGCCGGGCAUGGCCAGCAAUACGAUUAUGCUCAAGGCGAAGGCUAUUACGACGAACAGUACGCCAUCUGAGCUGACAAUGAUUUGCUUCAUCGGCUAACCUAUCGUAGGGAAUACUACAAUGCUGGACAACAAGGGGGAUACGGGCAAGAUGCUGGAUACUAUGGAGACGGGCGGGGUGGUGUGUUUUGUCCCUGGCUCUUUAUCUAAAUGCAGUGUUGACAUGUCUUCAAGGGUACGAGGAUGAUUACUACGGAGACCAGUACUAUGACCAGAACACUCCUGCUGCCGGCCAGCAGCCCCACCAAGGGUAUGACCGCAAAGGAAAACGCCGAGGUCACGAUUCAGAGGAGGACUCUGAGACCUUUAGCGACUUCACUAUGAGAUCUGACAUGGCCAGGGCUGCGGAUAUGGAUUACUACGGGCGCGGAGACGAACGAUACAACAGCUACGACCACGGACCGGACGGUCGACGCGGCUAUCGCCCUCCCUCCUCUCAAGUAUCCUAUGGUGGCGGUAGAUCAUCCGGCGCUUCUACCCCUGUUUACGGCGUUGAUUACACGAACAAUCUACCCGCCGGCCAGCGCUCAAAGGAGCCAUACCCAGCGUGGACGACUGAGAAUCAGAUACCCAUCUCCAAAGAGGAGAUUGAGGAUAUCUUCCUUGACCUCACCAACAAAUUUGGGUUUCAGCGCGAUAGCAUGCGCAAUAUCUAUGACCAUUUUAUGACUCUCCUCGACUCUAGGGCAUCCCGCAUGACUCCGAACCAAGCUCUACUCUCGUUGCAUGCUGACUACAUUGGCGGUGAAAACGCCAAUUUCAGGAAAUGGUACUUUGCGGCUCAUCUUGAUUUGGAUGAUGCUGUUGGAUUUGCCAACAUGAAACUGGGAAAGACAAGUCGCCGUGCUAUGAAGGCUAGAGCGGCUGCUAAAAAGAACAAACCCCAAGGUGAAAACGAGGAACAGACACUGGCUCAAAUGGAGGGAGAUAAUAGCCUAGAAGCUGCCGAGUAUCGGUGGAAGACUAAGAUGAACCGGAUGUCUCAACAUGAUCGGGCACGGCAGAUUGGCCUUUUCCUGCUCUGUUGGGGUGAGGCAAAUCAGGUCCGUCUCAUGCCGGAAGCCUUGUGCUUUAUCUUCAAAUGCGCGGAUGAUUAUCUCCACUCCCCCGAGUGUCAGGCUAAGGUCGAGCCAGUCGAGGAAGGUACAUACCUUAAGGAUAUCAUCACUCCAUUAUAUCAGUACUGUCGUGAUCAAGGAUACGAGAUUGUUGAUGGGAAGUUCGUCCGACGAGAACGGGAUCACAGUCAACUUAUCGGUUACGAUGACUGCAAUCAAUUGUUUUGGUAUCCCGAAGGCAUUGAAAGGAUCGUCAUGACUGACAAGUCUCGCCUUGUUGAUGUUCCCGGGCCACAACGGUAUUUGAAACUCAAGGAGGUUGAGUGGAAAAAGGUGUUCUUCAAGACAUACAAAGAAACGCGUUCCUGGUUUCAUAUGGCUACCAACUUCAAUCGUGUCUGGAUUAUCCAUAUCGGCUCCUUCUGGUUUUACACUGCGUUUAAUUCCCCUACGCUUUACACCAAGGAGUAUCAUCAGCAACUUAACGAGAAACCUCAUGCGGCCGCUCGGUGGUCUGCAGUUGCUCUUGGUGGUGCUGUUUGUACGUUCAUCAUGAUUGUUGCUACCUGUGCUGAAUGGGCUUUUGUUCCUCGCCAAUGGGCGGGAGCUCAGCAUCUCACCAAACGCCUCUUGUUCAUCCUAUUCAUCUUUGUUAUUAACGUUGCACCCAGCGUUUACGUCUUCAUGAUUGAUGGGAACAAUGGUGGAAAGAUUGCAAGAAUUCUGGGUAUUGUGCAAUUCUUCCUUGCUUUGGCUACAUUCUUCUUUUUCUCUGUUAUGCCUCUUGGUGGAUUGUUUGGUAGCUACUUGACCAAAAACUCGCGCCGUUAUGUUGCCAGUCAAACGUUUACCGCCAGCUAUCCUCGCUUGCGCGGCAAUGAUAUGUGGAUGUCCUACGGGAUCUGGGUCCUGAUCUUUGCAACUAAGCUGAUUGAGUCGUACUUUUUCUUGACUCUUUCUUUUAGAGAUCCUAUUCGGGUGUUGUCAGUCAUGAAAAUUGACAAUUGCUUGGGAGAGAAGCUUCUUGGGACUGGGGAUGCUGCUAAGAUGCUUUGUCAACGUCAACCUCAGAUCCUGCUUGGUAUUAUGUAUAUCACUGAUCUGACCUUAUUCUUCUUGGAUACAUAUCUUUGGUAUAUUGUUUGGAAUACUGUUUUCUCCGUUGCUAGAUCGUUCUACCUUGGUGUGUCUAUCUGGACACCAUGGCGAAACAUCUUUUCCCGGCUCCCCAAGCGUAUCUAUUCCAAGGUCUUGGCCACUACCGACAUGGAGAUUAAGUAUAAGCCAAAGGUCUUGAUCUCUCAGAUUUGGAAUGCUAUUGUUAUUUCUAUGUAUCGCGAGCAUCUUCUUGCGAUUGAUCAUGUCCAGAAGUUGUUGUAUCAUCAGGUAUAGUUUCUUUUGCAAAUCAUUAGCUGCUCUUGCUAACUAUCGCAGGUACCAUCGGAACAAGAGGGCAAACGGACCUUGCGAGCUCCCACCUUUUUCGUCUCUCAGGAGGAUCACUCGUUCAAGACGGAAUUUUUCCCAAGCGGUAGUGAGGCCGAGCGACGUAUCUCUUUCUUCGCUCAAUCGCUAUCUACACCGAUUCCGGAGCCGCUGCCUGUCGACAACAUGCCUACCUUUACUGUUCUCAUUCCUCAUUACAGUGAAAAAAUUCUCCUUUCGCUGCGUGAGAUCAUCCGUGAAGAUGAUCCUUAUUCCCGUGUUACGCUUCUGGAGUACCUUAAACAGCUUCACCCUCAUGAAUGGGACUGCUUCGUCAAGGACACAAAGAUUUUGGCCGAUGAGACGUCCCAAUUCAAUGGUGAGGCCGAGAAGACCGAAAAGGAAAAGGAAGUGUCCAACAGCAAGGUCGAUGAUCUCCCGUUCUACUGCAUCGGUUUCAAGUCUGCCGCACCUGAGUACACUCUUCGAACCCGUAUUUGGGCAUCGCUUCGUUUCCAGACGCUGUAUCGCACGAUCUCAGGUUUCAUGAAUUAUAGUCGCGCUAUCAAGCUUCUCUACCGCGUCGAGAACCCUGAGGUUGUUCAAAUGUUUGGCGGCAAUACCGAUAAGCUGGAGAGGGAACUUGAACGUAUGGCGAGAAGAAAGUUCAAGAUCUGUGUUUCUAUGCAGCGCUACGCCAAGUUCAAGAAAGAGGAGAUGGAGAAUACGGAAUUUCUCCUUCGCGCUUAUCCUGACCUGCAGAUUGCUUAUCUUGAUGAGGAGCCGCCACUGGUCGAGGGGGAAGAACCCAGAUUGUACUCUGCGCUUAUUGAUGGACAUUCAGAGCUCAUGGAGAAUGGAAUGCGUCGUCCCAAGUUCCGCGUCCAGCUGUCUGGAAAUCCUAUCCUCGGUGACGGAAAGUCAGACAACCAGAACCAUGCUAUUAUUUUCUACCGUGGCGAGUAUAUUCAACUUGUCGAUGCCAAUCAGGACAAUUACCUCGAAGAAUGUCUGAAGAUUCGAAGCGUUCUUGCUGAAUUUGAGGAAAUGACUGUUGAGAACGUCUCGCCUUAUACCCCCGGACUCCCGCCUACAAAGUUUGAUCCAGUCGCUAUUCUUGGAGCUCGUGAAUAUAUCUUCUCUGAGAACAUCGGUAUCCUGGGUGACGUCGCUGCCGGCAAGGAACAGACUUUUGGUACCCUUUUCGCCCGUACUUUGGCGCAGAUUGGUGGAAAAUUGCAUUAUGGACAUCCCGAUUUCUUGAACGGCAUCUUUAUGACAACACGUGGUGGUGUGUCCAAGGCCCAGAAGGGAUUGCAUCUCAACGAGGAUAUUUAUGCCGGAAUGAACGCUCUUUUGCGUGGAGGGCGUAUUAAACAUUGCGAGUACUACCAAUGCGGUAAAGGGCGUGAUUUGGGUUUCGGAUCUAUUCUCAACUUUACCACGAAGAUUGGAACUGGCAUGGGAGAGCAGAUGCUUUCGCGCGAAUACUAUUAUCUCGGUACUCAGCUUCCUCUGGAUCGUUUCCUGUCUUUCUACUAUGCGCAUCCUGGUUUCCACAUCAACAAUUUGUUCAUUAUGCUAUCGGUUCAGCUCUUCAUGUUUGUCAUGAUCCAUCUUGGUGCUCUCAAGAACCAGGUUGUUGUGUGUGACUACAAUCCCAACAAGCCGAUUACGGAUGAAUUGAAACCUGUUGGAUGCCGCAACAUUGAACCGAUCAUGGACUGGGUUGUGCGUUGCAGUUUGUCAAUUGUCAUCGUGUUCUUCAUUUCUUUUGUUCCUCUUGUUGUUCAGGAACUCACUGAGCGCGGAUUCUGGCGCGCCGCUACUCGUCUUGGAAGACACUUCUGCUCAUGCUCACCUGCCUUUGAGGUCUUUGUGUGCCAGAUUUACGCCAACUCUUUGCUUAACGAUCUCGCCUUUGGUGGUGCUCGCUACAUUGGUACGGGUCGUGGUUUUGCAACUGCUCGUAUCCCUUUUGGUAUCUUGUAUUCACGCUUCGCCGGACCCUCAAUCUACCUGGGCGCCAGGUCUUUGCUGAUGGUGCUUUUCGCUACUUUGACCGUUUGGGGUAUACACCUUCUCUACUUCUGGGCUUCCUUACUUGCUCUCUGCACUUCGCCCUUCGUCUUCAACCCCCACCAGUUUGCAUGGGAUGACUUCUUCAUUGAUUACCGUGACUACUUACGAUGGCUUUCUCGUGGAAACUCGCGCGCCAAUCACCAAUCGUGGAUUUCUUUCUGCCGUCUGUCAAGAACUCGUAUCACUGGUUACAAGCGCAAGGUCCUCGGUGAUCCUUCUGAGAAACUUUCGGGGGACAUGGCUCGUGCAAAGUUCACAAACAUUGUCUUCAACGAGAUUGUUGGGCCGUUCCUUGUCGCCAUUCUCUGUAUUAUCCCCUACUUGUUCAUCAACGCACAGACUGGUGUAAGACAGGAUAAUCCCGGAAACGAGGAUCUGCCUGAGCCCAAACCGACUGGAGCUCUUAUGCGUCUUGCCGUUGUGGCAUUUGCUCCUAUUGCCGUCAAUGCCGGUAUUCUUGCGGGCUUGUUUGGAAUGGCAUGUUGCAUGGGUCCUGUUUUCAGCAUGUGUUGCAAGAAGUUUGGUGGUGGUGAGUUAUUUUUCUCCGAACGUAUUGUUCCUUUAGCUGACCAAGUCAGUUCUUGCCGCCAUUGCCCAUGGUUUGGCUGUUAUUAUGCUCUUUGCAUUCUUCGAAGUCAUGAUGUUCCUUGAGGGAUUCAGCUUCACCAAGGCAUUAUCAGGAAUGAUUGCGGUGGUUUCGAUUCAACGAUGGUUUUAUAAGCUUAUAAUCUCUCUUGCCCUCACCCGAGAGUUCAAGACAGACCAGAGCAAUUUGGCAUUCUGGAACGGAAAGUGGUAUGGUCUUGGUAAGUUUUUUUUCCACAAGAGUAAAGCCUUAACAAUUGAGCUAUCGGCUGACCCUCUCUAGGACUUCAUGCUAUCUCGCAGCCUGGUCGUGAGUUGCUGUGUAAGAUCACGGAACUUGGAAUGUUCUCGGCAGAUUUUAUCCUUGGACAUGUUAUAUUGUUCUUUCAACUGCCCAUUAUCCUGUUCCCUUAUGCGGACCGCAUUCACUCCACUAUGUUGUUCUGGCUGCGCCCAUCCCGCCAAAUUAGACCACCAAUAUACUCCUCCAAGCAAUCGAAGCUCCGAAAGAAGAGAGUCAUCCGAUUUUCUGUCGUUUACUUUCUCAUGCUUGUCGUUUUCCUUGCGCUGAUUGUUGGACCAGUUGUAGCUAGUAUGUGUCCCCUUCCAAUGUAUUCAAAGCCGACCGCUAAUAGUUUGAACAGAGAAAAUACUCAUUGAUGCUACCAAGUCGGUCAACAUCAUGCCUGAUAUGGGGCUUCAGCAACCUCAUGACACUUACUACAAUAAUACCGACACGGCCUACUGGGAAGCAAAUCCCGAUUUGGUUGAUGACGGUGGUAAGGAGUUUAGGGAGGGCGCCCACCAAAACAAGAAUGCGAAUAGCAAGUUCAAACUGAGGUUUUAACUUCAUAUCGUAGUCGUUGUUUCCCCCUUUUUUAAUUUUUUUCUUUUCAUUUUCUCUUUCAUUGUUCUGGGCGGCGAAUAAAUACGGAUACUUUACCCUUGAGCGCAGGUCUUGUGUAUAAAGGGGCGAACUAGUAACGAAGGAUCGUUGUAAUGUUAGUGAUUAGGUGGGACUGUUCAACGAACAGGUGGCAUAGUGGGCGCUGAAUAGAGGUGAUAAAAAAACCAGUUGUCCUUUUUUUUUUUUGCAUAUCGGUUGUACUAUUUUUCUUUUUUUUUUUCCUUUUCUGUUUGUAUCCUUAGGUAAAUAAGGAGAACUAGUGAGGGUGAGGUAUUACGAUUUUUCUUUCUUAUCAUUUCUUAUUCUAUAUAAAUGUGUAGUCUUGCGAGGGAACAAAUAGUAUAGUUUUUUUUCUCUCG